Molecule: messenger RNA, 6340 nt
Organism: Cataglyphis hispanica
Lineage: Eukaryota; Metazoa; Arthropoda; Insecta; Hymenoptera; Formicidae
Product: trithorax group protein osa-like
Exons: 7
Coding region: 315-2921 (868 amino acids)
Molecular function (GO): RNA binding
Source: RefSeq, a predicted model, not a curated record
CCAUCUUGUAAGAGUUGCCUGUCCGUAGUGUUUGGAGGUUUACGCGAGACGGGACAGCAGCUUCUCCGCCGGAGGCUGGAAGUGCUGCUGAAGUGGUCCGUGCAACGGUCCUUGGCAGUCCCUGGGCGUCCAAGUGACCUCGCGCGAGGCCAGGGUACCAUCGAGCCGCCGGGACAGCCGCUAACGGAUCCUCCUGCGCAUUCGAAUCCGUCGAAAGAUGAACUGAUUUGAUUGUUGUAUAGAGUUCGGCUUCGACCGGUGGUACGGAGGGGUCUAGUCCUGCCUCUAGCCCUGCCUCGGCCGCGAGUCUUACGAUGGCUGCGCCGAAAUACGGUACGUUGGUACCGAAUCGUAUUUUCGUAGGUGGCAUCUCGGCAAGCACCAGUGAAGCAGAGCUCGCACAGCUUUUCUCGGCCUACGGCAAUGUCAAGGCCACGAAAAUUAUCUCAGAUCGCGCUGGCGUGUCAAAGGGCUAUGGCUUUGUCACCUUUGAAACAGAGGAAGAAGCCAAGCGACUUCAACAAGAGGCCGAAUGCAUUGUUUUGAGAGAAAGGAAGCUUAAUAUUGCACCCGCAAUCAAGAAGCAGCCCUUCUCUAGAUCCUUCGACGGUAGUACCGGUUCGCCUCCUUCCGUGCCUACAAGUACUUACUAUUAUGCGAAUGGUAUGGGUCUCGCUUAUCAGAAUGGUAUGACGUUCUACAAUACGGCAGCUCCCGCACCAGCGACUUCUAUCGCUCCACCUACGGAUCCAGGAACGAUUUAUCAAGCCACAGGAGUGUUUGGUCCUCAAGCUGCCACCAACCAUCAAACAUUUGCUCCUGUAAUGUAUCCAUGUCCAGCCCCAUCGCUGUACAUGCCGCAACAAUAUCAGUAUUCGCCUAUGCCGUACGAACCGUACUACGCAGGAGCUGCCGCCGCCGGGGCACCUCAGUAUUUGUACGCUACUACCGGCGGUUCGCCGAGCAAUACGAGCAACGGUGGUGGUGGUGGUGGUAGUGGCAAUAAUUCCGGUAGCAACGGCAAUAACGGUACAGGCGCGACCAGUCCGCCAACGGGCCCGCCGCCGCCUCUCCCACCUCCGCAUCCAACGCACUUUUAUGCAUCUGCCGCACCGCCCCCGCAUCAUCAUCCACCUGUGCCAGCAGGUCCGCCUCCUCCCCCAGCGCAAGUGGAUCAUUUGUAUUAUCCUUUUGCAACUGGACCGCACCCCGCGCUGCCGCCGCCGCCACACGCGCCUAUGGGAUUGACUGAACAGCAACUAUUGCUAUACGCUACGGACGCCACAUCGUGCCAACAAACUUCCACGUCUGACAGUCAGACUGCUCCACAAGAGGAUUCACGUCCGACGCCGAGCCACUCGGAGCAACCGCACGGUGAAACGCAACAGGCCUCUUCAGGCUCACCGGCAACGUCUUUGGUGCCCCUAAUGCCCGUCAAAUUCCCCGUGUCCGGUCGUUACCAUGCUAAUUAUCAUCCGAUCGCGAUACACACUGCACCGCAGAACGAUAGCGAGGACUGUGCCGCCAGUCCGAUGCAUUGUCGCGCCAUUCUCUAUCAUCCGACCGUGUACAUUUCUCAUGCACACGCACCGCCGCCCUAUACGCAUCACAACGCAUCAUCCGGCAGUCUCCUACCGACACCAUUCUCGGCCUCACCGCGUCAAUCCAACUAUGACAUCAACACGAAGACAUACAGUCACAAUUCCAGAGACUGCGGCGGCAAUAAGUAUAUGGGCGGUCAGGGAGGUAAUAACGGUUUACGCGGUCAGGGAGGUCAAAGUCAUGGCUAUCCGCUGAAUACACACACACCCAAAUCACAAAACACACAGGGUGGUUCACAGUCGCACAACAGUGGAAGGUGUAGCGGAAACGGCGGGGCGGACGGUUACUCACACAAGUAUUCGACGAUAGCGAUGUCGUCGCGAUUACCAGUUCAGUACAAUAGGAGGACGGCUGGAUCAAAUGUGGGCUCGUCGGCGAUCCUCAGAUCCGGCAACGGCGGCUACGGCUCGAGUCAAACCGCACACAAGUUUAAUUACGCUACGUCUAAUUACGGUGGCUCGCACAAAUCGAGCAACGCGAAUGCUAUUCAUAGCUAUGAAUACUCUUCGAAUGGACGCGCGAGAAACUGCAGCGAUGAUCACUAUUACGAAAUCAGCGCGAUGGGUAACAACAAAUCGAUGGGCAAUGGUGGUUACGGUUCUACGGGUCGUAGAAAUUACCUGUCGAAUAACAACUAUAGAGGAGGCGCCGCUCGAUUGGACUUGCAUGUUGGAAGCGACAACAAUGAUCGGCCUAACAACAAUGACGUUUCUAAGACGGACAAUGCAGUCGUUAUCGUCACGUCUACGAUGUCGACGACGACGACAACGUUGUCCUCUCGCUUGUCUCCAGCCGAGCGGGCAAAUGUGGAUGCGUCGAAGGAUGCUCAGGAUAAACCGGCGAGCCCACCGCCAGCCCCAUACUCACCCAUGACACGACCCCUUCCAACUCUCUCACCACCCACCCCCCAGGUCCAGUUUUAUGCUCCGGUCCAGAAUCGUUAUCAGCCACCUUCCAUGUCUUCGUCGCAAUCGCAGCAGCAACAGCAACAGCCUGCCAACAGUCAACGUAGCCGAUAUUCCGUGGGUCAAACAUUGGCUAAUCGGAAACCAUCCGACAAAUACUCGAACGCUACCGGUUCAUCGCAGUCAACGAUGCUGCGACAAAGUGCCAAGUACAAGGUGAACGGUAUAAUGCAGACCGCUGCCACGACGAUGACGAGCAAGCUCGCCGACGACAGUUUGGGAGGCGCCGGCGACGGCCCUGGUAGGCUACCGAUAUCGCCACCUAGUACACCGCGGGCGAGCGGCCAUCCGGCGGCUGGUGAUCAGAAUCAGUUAAGCGAUACGUGCCAUCAGAUGCAGGCGCUGACUCUGUAGAUGCUUUCCAUCCACCCCCGCCCUCUUCCUUUUUUUUGUUCUCUGCGUCCCUUUUGUUGUCUUCUUAUUGAGAGUAUAUAUAAAUAUAUGUAUAUCUUAUAAGAGUCUAAAGAGAGAAAAAGAAGCCAUGCGCGACCUAAGAUGUGAUGGCUUGCAAAUUGUGAAAAACAGUAAAAGAAUCAAGAUGCAAUAUACACACAUAUAUACACAUACACGCUACGGUAUGAUUUCUCUGGUGAUCUCAGACUCAACAUAUUAAGAUAAAAUUAGACAUUCAAUGUAGAAACGAAAUCUUCUCGAGUUCAAUAGCUUUUUGAUCGGUUGAGCGUGAUUCCGACGAAAGCUCUGUACACGCGUGAACGCGAUCUACAGUUACGUAUAGAGAAAACAGGAUACGAUAUAUUAUUAAUUGUUACGUGAAAGAAAGAAAAGACGAAAGAAAGUGAGACGAAUGUGUGUAUUUAGAAAAAAAAAAAAAAAACUGACUUGAAUGAUAUCCGAUGGGAAAUGUGUAGCAGAGAAUUAAUAAAAAGAAAACUUCUAUCUUAAGCAUACACACAACAUAUACACACAUAGAUAUGUCAUUUACAUAUAUCUACGUUAUAUAAUAUAUAUAUAUAUAUAUAUAUAUAUAUAUAUAUAUGUAUAUACAUAUAUUAUAAUAUUACAGUAUCCGAUGUUAUAUGCGUGAUAGGCUCGACAAACCAUGAAUCUCGCGAGCAAGGCUAGAUUAGUUAGCAAAACAUAGAAGAAAAAAAAGAAGAAAUAACGUUAUCGUACAAAAAGAUGAGCGAUUUGUCAUGUGUUCAAAAACAAAAAAAAAAACAAAAAAAAAUAAAAGGAAAAACAAUGCAAAAGGGGUAACAAUGCAGGAGGGCGAGAUAGGAUUGAUUUCAUAAACGGUUGCUCAAGGCACUGCCACAUCUUCAUUCAUUUUUUUUUUUUUUUUUUUUUUAUUUACCCCGAAAGAUGCGGAGGUGGGGGAUGUACCCGUACGCCCGUACUUAUAAUUUUUUUUCUCUCGUUAGAGUAACCGUGAAUAUAUAUUUCAUCUCGCGUUCUUUUUCAAAUGUAGAGCGAGCUGAUAAUCGGAUUCGUUAUUCUUUUUUUCGUUGACAUAUUAUCCUGCGCUAAACGUUAUACAUGUUGUAGCUGUUAAAUACUGGGAGAAAAAAAAAAGAAAAACCGUGACCCAAGUACGAAAAAACGAAACGCCCCAUACCCAAAUGAAAAUAAGGUAAGAUAUUAAAAGAGGAGAGAAAUAAUAAUAAUGAAUUAAAAAAAUGUGUCGGCUGUGAGCUUCCAAGCAAAUAACAAUAAUUAAAUUAUUAUAAUAUUAAAGGUUAAAUAAUAUUCUACCUAAUUGUUACAAAGGUGGAUUUCUUUUACCUGUAAAUGUGAAACAAAUUUGUUAUCUCGUAUCUCACGUAGCUAUGAUUGUCCAUUUGAAGGAGAAAGAGAGAGAGAAAGACAUUAGAUUUGUGACGCCAUCAUAUAAAUAUUUCGCGGCGCGUACAUUAUCUGAAGAUUUGGUGACAUCCGUAUCGGUAGGUAGAAAACACACGAACGCGACAGAUAAGGGCCUAGAAGAAGGCGUAGAGAUAAUAUCCGAGCGAACACUGUUAACAUAAAGAAAUUAAUUUAUUGAAAAAGCAAGAGUGCCUUCUAUUUGUUUUCGUAAUUGUAUUGUUGAACAUUUGUUGCGUUACGUUCCGAGAGCCUCUAAUGUUGUUAUAAGAAAAAAAAGAGAUGUUUGAAGAAUUGUUGUUCCUCUAUUUAUUUAUUGAUUUAUGGGCAUACGUGAUGCUAAUAUGUCCAACUAUAGCCCAGCGAAUUCGGAAGUGUGAGAGUAUGAUACUGUAACAAUAUAGGUUUGGAGAACUUUGUAAGAAAGAACAAACGUCAAAAUACAGCAACAAAGUCGCAUGAUGACGUUGCUGUUUUGCUGAGAUAAAUAGAAAGAAGAGGAACGAGUGGAACGAGUUGCAUGAAUGAAUAUUAUUUGAAUGAAUGAAUAACUUAAGUAGAAAGAGGAAAAUAAAGAGAGAAACAGUGUGUGUAUGUGUAUGUGCAGUUUAUUGCAACACCUAGUACUCUACGUAUAGGCGGAACACAAGAAGCAUCCUCACAUGUGUACAUAUAUGUAUGUAUAUGUAUCCAUGAAUGCGUGUACAUUUAUACAUAUACACACACAUGUACGUAUGAUGAUAUGUAUAUGUAUACAUAUAUAUAUGUAUAUCGGAGCGAUAAUAUAACAUAUAUACCGAAGAUAUGCAAAAGAGAUACGCAUUAUUUAGUCGUGUGUAUUUGUGCUCGCGCGCGAAUCUGGAUAGGUGGCUGUGAUUUAUUGCGUGCAAGUACAGAUUUAAAUGUGAGCAUACGUGUGACUCGUGUAUCUACUCACACACAGCACACAUACAUAUUUCAUAUAUGUAUGUAUGUAUGUAUAUAUAUAUAUAUAUAUAUAUAUAUAUAUAUAUAUAUAUAUAUGUAUGUAUGUAUGUAUGUAUGUAUAUUAUACAUAUUAUAUGUACCUACAUAAAAAGAAAGAGCGAUAGAUUGUUAAAAAAAAGUGCAAUUCUAUGUUGAUUUUGGUACAACAAAGCUAACAACUCGAAUAUUGUUAGAUUAGUAAACGAGUAUUAAAAAAUGUGUACUAAAUUUAACGUAGAAUGGUGCUGACUUAAUCGAAUAUAAAAUAUAUAUACAUAUAUAAUACAUUAAACAAAAUAUAUAUUAUAGUUUUAAUCUGAAGAGAAAAAAGGAGUCUAAGAUAGACACCAGAGCUAUAUGUAGUAAAAAUAUAGGAUCUACGAAUGUAUUAUACGCAGCACACAAUGAGUGUAGAUUCCGGAUCGUGGAAUGUCCUAGUACCCAUACGAAAAAAAAUUGAUAUGGAUAAAGUGAAAGCAAAGAGUAUAAGCUUUCAAGAACAAACAACUUAAUAUAAUUUAAUAUAGUUAUUGUCUCAGAGAGAUUGUUACUUCAUGAAGAAUAUUGCGAUUGUACUUAAUACGAAUACAUAUUAUUAUCACAAGACAUUUUCCGCAAAUUGAUGGCAAAAUUAAUUGCACACACUGGAUACAUUGGAUAUAAUCGGGAUUAAUAAGUAUUUAUUAUUGUGCCUUUGUUUAUUUUGGGUGACAUAAUCUCAAAAUGCUUGUAGUUUAUUUGAUAAGAUAUUUAAUUGUUUUUUUUAAAUUCAUUAAUUAUUAGAUUUAAUAAAGAUUAACACAUUGAUGUGCAAUGUAUCCACGUGGAAUUAUAAUUUGCUACGACGUAGAUAAGUAGAAUCGACCCAUUAAUUCUCCAAGAAGAAGCAUAAAACACGGUGCAUUCCACGAUUCAAAAGCGCGUACCGGUGAGAUAAAUUUAUGUAUUAAUAAACAUAAAUUAUACAUAAAAUGGCAUACAGGUUA